Molecule: messenger RNA, 1902 nt
Organism: Trichobilharzia szidati
Lineage: Eukaryota; Metazoa; Platyhelminthes; Trematoda; Strigeidida; Schistosomatidae
Source: the annotation of a GenBank genome assembly
GUCAGGUCAGCCACUGAUAAAGGUGGUGAAGAGAAGAGCAACUGUAGCUAGAGAGAUCAUGUUUUUGCCUAAGGGCAGUACAUUCAUUCGAUAAAAAAGAAGAUAAAAACAAUAAAAUUCGAACUCAUCAUCCUUUCAGAGCAAGGGUUCAAUAAGCACACUGCACGACUUUGAAUUAGUCGUCACCAUAGUAUCCUGAAGGUCAUCAAAGGCGGACGUUUUGGUGUGGAGAAGUUUGCGUAUGAUUUUGGAUUGCUUACAUACAUAGAAGGCUUACUGUUACCUUGACAGUUCAUACAGUCCUGACAUUUUAAAAGGAUAUCUUCACUUUUCUCACCCUACGAAGCGUCUUAUAUAGAUAUAUCGUACUGUCACGUCAAAUUAUAUAGUGGUCUUGGAAGUACAUCACUUCAGUAGUUUUGUGGCGGAGAUGGACUAGUUUGACCUGGAAAGUUCUUUACGUUUAGAAACACAGCUUUGAAGUCUACUUGGCGCAAUGGAUGACUUGACUAAACCAGCUGACUUCAAGUUUUCAGUUCAGGGUACUAGUAUCAGAAACUAUGGCACGCCAUCCAAAGAUAUUUGUUCAGUCAAUCGUCUUCCAAGGCAUACUGAUUCUCCCCUCCCUUACUAUAGAACAUCAAUCAGUUUGGGACCGUGUUUUAUGAAUUCAAUUCUACAGUGUUUAAGUAACACAGCUCCCCUAACAGAAUAUUGCUUAGAAGAUCGAUAUUUGAAAGAUAUCAAUAAGUCAAGUUCCAUGAAUGGUCUCUUGUUUCGAUCUUAUGCUGAUUUAAUGAAAGAACUCUGGGAUCCUGAUAUGGCUAAUUCAUCAACUAGUCCAAGCCGUUUCAAAAGUCAAAUUCAACGUUUCGCCCCGCGUUUUAUGGGAUAUGCUCAACAAGAUUCACAAGAAUUCUUACGUUAUGUAUUAGAAGGUCUUCAUAUGGAAGUGAAUCGUGUUCAAAAACGUCCUCAUCCUAUUAAACCAGAUUAUGAAGCUGAAGAUCGUCUUCCGGAUAGCGAAAAAGCCAGUUUAUAUUGGAAACGAUAUUUAUCCAUGGACAAUAGUGAAAUUGUGGAUCUAUUUGUUGGACAAUUAAUGAGUACACUUGAAUGCGCAGACUGUGCAUUUAAAUCGACUACAUUUGAUCCAUUUUGGGAUUUAAGUUUACCUAUACCAAAAAAACCUAAUGUCAACAUCCUGGACUGCUUGAAUUUAUUUACAUCUAAGGAAGAAUUGGAUGGUAAUGAAAGACCGAUCUGCAGUCGAUGCAAAACACGUAGAAGAUGUACAAAAAGUUUUUCUAUUCAAAAAUUCCCACAAAUUCUUGUACUUCAUUUAAAGCGUUUCUCUGGAGAACGUUUUCGCUCGAAAAUGUCAGUCAUGGUGGAUUAUCCAUUGAAAAACUUAGAUUUAAUUGGAUUCGCUACUCCAAGUUGUACACAAAAAUCAGCUUUAUACAAAUUGUAUGCUGUUUCUAAUCACAGUGGUAGUGUAUAUACUGGGCAUUAUACCGCAUGUUGUUUAAAUCCUUAUACAGGCAAUUGGUACUCCUACAAUGAUAGUCAUGUACAUGCUAUCUCAGAAAAUUCAGUUGUCUCGGCUGAAGGCUAUGUACUUUUCUACACACUUGUUCGAUAAUAUACACAUAUAUAUAUCCAACUUCUCUUAUUAUUACUAUUAAUUAUUCUACUACAUAUUGUUAAUAUUAUUCUUAAAAUUUAUUUUACAUUGUAAUUUUUUCAAUUGAAACCUCUUUGCACUCUUUGCUGUGUCCAGUCCACCUCUUGCUUCACUUAUCAAUCAAAUGGUGUUGUGUACACAUGUGAUAACGGUACUUUUAUAUAUACAUAUAUGAUAUACGCAUAUACACAGUAUAUAUAUAUAUAUAUAUAUAU